UUAGUUCAUAUUUCACUAAAAUUAUUUCCCUAUUUAUUAUUUGUUCAAUUACUUUGGUUGAAUCAUUCAAUUGUCCUUUAACUCCAAAUCCUCAUGAAGCUCUUCAAACCUUCAUUAUUCAGCUCUCCCCAACGGCCUCAAAAGAUGUAAUAAAUAAUCACUUUGCAAUGUUAACAUCUUGUUUUAAUAAAAAAAUUAGCAGUGAUUCAGCUAUUCAAUCAAGUAAUCCUAGCAUUAUUAGAGAUGUCAGUUUUGGAUCAUUCAAUUGUUACAUUGGAAAGUUUGGUCCUAGUGAUGCUGCUGGAUUGGCUAAUUUACCUGAGGUUGUUAAUGUAGAACGUGAUAGAGCAUUUAGAAUUAAUUCAUUUCCAACCUAUUUUAGCCCUCCAACAACAACUGCUACUAUGAUUCCUCCUACCAUGCCUAUCAAUCUGGAUCGUAUUGACCAACAACACCGUCCAUUGGAUGGAAACUAUACUUGUCCUAAAAGUGCUGGAUCUAAAGUAAAUGUUUAUAUUGUUGAUACCAUGUCUAUAGGUGGCCCUAAGUCAGACGCUGUAAAUAAUGCAACUGUAGAAGUAGGUAAAAAGGGUGUUCAUUUUGUUGUCGCUGCGGGAAAUGAUUUCGGAGGAGAUACUUGUGAAAUCUCACCAGCAUCAGCACCUAAUGCCAUAGCAGUUGGAGCUACUGUUACUGAUACUGAUAACAUCACAGACUUUUCAAACAUUGGAAAAUGUGUUAAUAUCUUUGCACCAGGCACGGAUAUCACUGCAGCUGGUAAUCGGUCUCCUAUUGACUUACUUAAAGAAUCAGGAGCCAGUUCAGCAUCCCCUCACGUCGCUGGAACAGUUGCUUUGAUUAUUGCAUCUAGCGGAAAUGGACCUCCUGAUGAAAUGAAGCAAUUCCUCGACAAAUUAUCUACAAAAAAUGUAGUAGGGGGUGAUCUUAAGGGUUCUCCAAAUAGAUUUAUACGUGUUCCACGUCCUUAA
Messenger RNA from Racocetra persica, 989 nucleotides. Lineage: Eukaryota; Fungi; Glomeromycota; Glomeromycetes; Diversisporales; Gigasporaceae. The record is from the annotation of a GenBank genome assembly.